Molecule: messenger RNA, 4798 nt
Organism: Macaca mulatta (Rhesus monkey)
Lineage: Eukaryota; Metazoa; Chordata; Mammalia; Primates; Cercopithecidae
Source: RefSeq, a predicted model, not a curated record
GUUUUAAGGUCUAAUAUAAUAAAUAUUGGUAGACAUAAGCAAAAGCUCUUUGAGGUCCUUUGUAAAAGAGAUUAUAACCUUUGAGAACUGCUUCCAUCCAUACUGGACUGUGGACACAGAGACUCAGAUCUAGAACUUAAAUCAGAGCUAUUUCCUUAGCCACAGUGACUGCUAGGCUGGGGUUGCAGUUUCAAUUUCCCAUGUGGUCUCCAGUGAUACUGCAGUGGGAGUGGCCUUCUCGCCUCUGGGCAAUGGCAAAAGUCCUGACUUUGCGUUAUGACACUAGCCAACUAGGAGAAGGAGUAAGUAACACCCUGCUACUUCCUGUGUGGGUGGAAAUCUAGGCUUUCUAGGUGCCCCCCACUGACACCAUUACCAUGGCUCCCUACUUGUCUACUUAGCCUUCUUUGACUCUACCCCCGUUAGGGUGUUGAGAUGCCACCUUGUAGCCUCGCUAGAGUGGAAGUCCAGGCUACCCCCUUGGAUUUUGCUUGCAUGGGUAGGGGAGCCAGUUAUAUACAUGGUACAGAGAGGGUUGCUAUGGUCUAAUAUUUGGGGGAUUUAAGUACAUUGAGCCUAGAACUGUUGUUUAUAUUCUUAUAUCUUAGAAAUUUUUGAUUAUGUUAGAGAUUUUUCUCUCCAUUUAGCAAACAAUUAGAUACUUAAUCAUCUUAGGUCUUAAAUGUAUUCUAAAGAAAAAAAUGAAAGCAGCAAUCAAAGAGGUCAUAAAGUUUAAUUUUAAUCACAAACUAUCAGCUUUGACUGGAGGUUCAGUAUGCAGAUAUUCAGCAAAAUCAUGUGUAACUUAAAGAUGUUAAUUUUCUAGGUUUAAAUUUUGUAGAUGAUUGGCAAAAAAUAGACGAUCAACCUGGACUUUUUUUUAGGGAAGAGUUAAAGGAAACCACUGGUGCUAGGCAAUGUGCUUCAAAAUAUGAUUCUUUGGGAAAACAAUUUAAAAAUUAAAAGUUUUAUCUGAUUACUUUAUAGCUUGUAAAAACUGGGGAUUGCUUUGGAUUAAUUUCAGGAAUCACCAUGCCAUCUCUAUGAAUAGAUUUAGAAAACUAGAAACCACAAUUUCAGAAAAUCUUUUACUGAUAAAAUCUUGGCUAUGAAUACGUCUGAAGUAAAAUCACCUAGUAUAGAAUAUGCAGAUGUUAAAGCAACAGAAAUUUACUAUCUUAUGCUUCUGUGGAUUAGAAGUCCAACACAGGUCUCACUGGGCUAAAAUCCAAAUGUCCGUAGGGCUAUGUUCUGUUUUAGAGGCUCUAAGAGAAAAUCUGUUUCCUUGCCUUGUCUAGCAUUUUUUGACUCAUGUCUCUCUUCCUCAGUGCAACAUGCAAGACUAAUUUACUUUAAUUUUUAAGACCUGAUGGCCAAAAGAAAGGAAGAAAAUUUUUCCUCUCCUAAAAAUGCCAAAAGGCCAAGACAAGAAGAAUUGGAGGAUUUUGAUAAAGAUGGUGACGAAGACGAAUGUAAAGGUACUUCUACUUUGACUGCAGCAGAAGUUGGAAUAAUUGAGAGUAUUCACCUAAAAAACUUCAUGUGUCAUUCAAUGCUUGGACCCUUUAAGUUUGGUUCUAAUGUCAACUUUGUUGUUGGCAACAAUGGAAGUGGGAAGAGUGCAGUACUCACAGCUCUCAUAGUUGGUCUUGGUGGAAGAGCAGUUGCUACUAAUAGAGGAUCCUCUUUAAAAGGUUUUGUGAAGGAUGGACAGAACUCUGCAGAUAUCUCAAUAACAUUGAGGAACAGGGGAGAUGAUGCCUUUAAAGCCAGUGUGUAUGGUAACUCUAUACUUAUACAGCAACACAUCAGCAUAGAUGGAAGUCGAUCUUAUAAACUUAAAAGUGCAACAGGCUCCGUGGUUUCCACUAAGAAAGAAGAGCUGAUUGCAAUUCUUGAUCAUUUUAACAUCCAGGUGGAUAAUCCAGUUUCUGUUUUAACACAAGAAAUGAGCAAGCAGUUCUUACAGUCUAAAAAUGAAGGAGACAAAUACAAAUUCUUCAUGAAAGCAACGCAACUUGAACAGAUGAAGGAAGAUUAUUCAUACAUUAUGGAAACAAAAGAAAGAACAAAGGAGCAGAUACAUCAAGGAGAAGAGCGGCUUACUGAGCUAAAGCGCCAGUGCGUAGAGAAAGAGGAACGUUUUCAAAGCAUUGCUGGUUUAAGUACGAUGAAGACUAAUUUAGAGUCCUUGAAACAUGAAAUGGCUUGGGCAGUGGUCAAUGAAAUUGAAAAACAAUUGAAUGCUAUCAGAGAUAAUAUCAAAAUUGGAGAAGAUCGUGCUGCUAGACUUGACAGGAAAAUGGAAGAACAGCAGGUCAGACUUAAUGAAGCAGAACAAAAGUACAAGGAUAUUCAAGACAAACUAGAAAAGAUUAGUGAAGAGACAAAUGCACGAGCGCCAGAAUGUAUGGCAUUGAAAGCAGAUGUCGUUGCUAAGAAAAGGGCCUAUAAUGAAGCUGAGGUUUUAUAUAACCGAUCCUUAAAUGAAUAUAAAGCAUUAAAGAAAGAUGAUGAGCAGCUUUGUAAACGAAUUGAAGAACUGAAAAAAAGUACUGACCAAUCUUUGGAACCUGAACGGUUGGAAAGACAAAAAAAAAUAUCUUGGUUAAAAGAGAGAGUAAAGGCCUUACGAAAUCAAGAAAAUUCAGUCAAUCAAGAGAUUGAACAGUUUCAGCAAGCCAUAGAAAAGGACAAAGAAGAAUAUGGCAAAAUUAAGAGAGAAGAAUCAGAUGUGAAGCAUGCACUGAGCUACAAUCAGAGGCAACUGAAAGAAUUGAAAGAUAGUAAAACUGAUCGACUCAAAAGAUUUGGCCCUAAUGUUCCAGCUCUUCUUGAAGCCAUAGAUGAUGCUUAUAGACAAGGACUUUUUACCUAUAAACCUGUAGGCCCUUUAGGAGCUUGCAUUCAUCUUCGGGACCCGGAACUUGCUUUGGCUAUUGAAUCUUGCUUAAAAGGGCUUCUGCAGGCCUAUUGUUGCCAUAAUCAUGCUGAUGAACGUGUCCUUCAGGCACUCAUGAAAAGGUUUUAUUUACCAGGGACCUCACGGCCACAGAUAAUAGUUUCUGAGUUUCGGAAUGAGAUAUAUGAUGUAAGACACAGAGCUGCUUAUCAUCCAGAGUUUCCAACAGUUCUGACAGCUUUAGAAAUAGAUAAUGCGGUCGUGGCAAAUAGCCUAAUUGACAUGAGAGGCAUAGAGACAGUGCUACUAAUCAAAAAUAAUUCUGUAGCUCGUGCAGUAAUGCAGUCCCAAAAGCCACCCAAAAAUUGUAGAGAAGCUUUUACUGCUGAGGGUGAUCAAGUUUUUGCAGGACGUUAUUAUUCAUCUGAAAAUACAAGACCUAAGUUCCUAAGCAGAGAUGUGGAUUCUGAAAUAAGUGACUUGGAGAAUGAGGUUGAAAAUAAGAUGGCCCAGAUAUUAAAUCUUCAGCAACAUUUAUCUGACCUUGAAAAAGAUAUUAAACGCAAUGAGGAACUUCUUAAAAGGUGCCAACUACAUUAUAAAGAACUGGAGAUGAAAAUAAGAAAAAGUAAUUCUGAAAUUCGGGAACUUGAGAACAUAGAAGAACACCAGUCUGUAGAUAUUGCAACUUUGGAAGAUGAAGCUCAGGAAAAUAAAAGCAAAAUGAAAAUGGUUGAGAAACAUAUGGAGCAACAAAAAGAAAAUAUGGAGCAUCUUAAAAGUCUGAAAAUAGAAGCAGAAAAUAAGUAUGAUGCAAUUAAAUUAAAAAUUAAUCAACUAUCAGAGCUAGCCGACCCACUUAAGGAUGAAUUAAAUCUUGCUGAUUCUGAAGUAGAUAACCAAAAACGAGGGAAACGACAUUAUGAAGAAAAACAAAAAGAACACCUGGAUACCUUAAAUAAAAAGAAACGAGAACUGGAUAUGAAAGAGAAAGAACUAGAGGAGAAAAUGUCACAAGCAAGACAGAUCUGCCCGGAGCGUAUAGAAGUAGAAAAAUCUGCAUCAAUUCUGGACAAAGAAAUUAAUCGAUUAAGGCAGAAGAUACAGGCAGAACAUGCUAGUCAUGGAGAUCGAGAGGAAAUAAUGAGGCAGUACCAAGAAGCAAGAGAGACCUAUCUUGAUCUAGAUAAUAAAGUAAGGACUUUAAAAAAGUUUAUUAAAUUAUUGGGAGAAAUCAUGGACCACAGAUUCAAAACAUAUCAACAAUUUAGAAGGUGUUUGACUUUACGAUGCAAAUUGUACUUUGACAACUUACUAUCGCAGCGGGCCUAUUGUGGAAAAAUGAAUUUUGACCACAAGAAUGAAACUCUAAGUAUAUCAGUUCAGCCUGGAGAAGGAAAUAAAGCUGCCUUCAAUGACAUGAGAGCCUUGUCUGGAGGCGAACGUUCCUUCUCCACCGUGUGUUUUAUUCUUUCCCUAUGGUCCAUCGCGGAAUCGCCUUUCAGAUGCCUGGAUGAGUUUGAUGUCUACAUGGAUAUGGUUAAUAGGAGAAUUGCCAUGGACUUGAUACUGAAGAUGGCAGAUUCCCAGCGUUUUAGACAGUUUAUCUUACUUACACCUCAAAGCAUGAGUUCACUUCCAUCAAGUAAACUGAUAAGAAUUCUCCGAAUGUCUGAUCCCGAAAGAGGACAAACUACAUUGCCUUUCAGACCUGUGACUCAAGAAGAAGAAGAUGACCAAAGUUGAUUUGUAACGUAACAUGCCUUGUCCUGAUGUUGAAGGAUUUGUGAAGGGAAAAAAAUUCUGGACUCUUUGAUGUAAUAAAAUGAGACUGGAGGCAUUCUGAAAGAAACUCCUUUAUAUAUCCAACCACAAUCAAACGUAUAAAUAAGCCUA